This is a messenger RNA of Pelagomonas calceolata, 822 nucleotides long. The record is from the annotation of a GenBank genome assembly. NCBI's taxonomy places the organism in Eukaryota, Pelagophyceae, Pelagomonadales, Pelagomonadaceae.
AUGAUCUCGACGCUCGAGCUCACGAAGGCGGCGUCGCAGAAGGAGGGCUCCCACUACGGCGCGACAAAGGGCUCCGACGCGACCGAGGGCCCGCCACCCGACGCGACGCAUUCCGAGCGCUUCCGCGACAAUUUGUUUGCCUUUUUAGAUGGCCCUUGCAUGUUUAAGGUGAACAUCGCGAACAUCAUCAUUAUUAUCGUGAACGGCGCGUUCUUCUUCUGCCUGCUCGUCGGGAUGCAGACGAUGUGCACGCCCCUCCUAAACUGCCAGCCGCGGAACUGGUGGCUGAACUGGUCGAUCCAGCUGCUCAACGUGAAUUUCACGUUCGGCGCGCUCGUGGCGCUGCCGUGGCGCCUCGCGAAUAGUUGGCACCUCUGGGGCCUCGCGUGUCCCGGCCGCGCGAACGACGACGGUCUCGACUUGUACGGCCGCGAGACGGAGGAGAUCUGGUUCCACAUCCCCAAGAACCACCGCCGCGGCAUCAACGCGAUCUUCCUGGGCAACGCGGUCUCGCAGUUCGUCAACCACGCCAUGCGCUGCGUGUACCACACGUACGCGACGUCGAACGAGAUGCCCGGCCAGGUCCUCGUGAACGUCUUCUUCAUCCUGGCCUUCGUCCUCGCGGGGUGGGGCGCGGUCUACCUCGCGCGGCGGGAGGCGGCCCUCCGGAAGGCGCAGCCCGGGCGCUGGGCCGACCCGUUGGGCGACGCGAUCAAGGCGGCGCGGGCCUGGUGCCGGGAGCGCUGUGGCGGCGACGCCGACGCGGCCGAGAAGGAGCCCCUCGUCGAAAAUCGGUCGUCGAGCCGCGGCGACGACGCAUAG